Argiope bruennichi is the source of this 1353-nucleotide messenger RNA. RefSeq lists its product as uncharacterized. Lineage: Eukaryota; Metazoa; Arthropoda; Arachnida; Araneae; Araneidae. The transcript has 4 exons. The coding region runs from base 4 to 1338 and encodes 444 amino acids. The record is from RefSeq and is a predicted model, not a curated record.
GCGAUGAACGAGCCUCUUUGGUAUACUAAUGAGUUGCGUCUGGAGUUGGGAGGAUGUGUCUGGAAAUUAUGCAAUGGAAAGAGAAGAUUUGAUUUACUUCAUUCUGAAUAUCAGUUACCAGUGGAAUGGAAAAGUAGUCCAUUUCUGAGAAGAGGGCCCAGAUAUUACAAUUUAAAAUACGAAGAAAAGAAAGGUAUAUACAGAAAAAGAGACGAUUCUGGAUGGUCUAAGUGGGGAAGAUGGGAUUGUCCGGUUACUUGUGGUGGUGGCAUCGCCGAAAGAGUACGAUUCUGCAGAGUGAGUGGACACUGCGACGGCCCCAGGAUAGAACGUAGGAAAUGUGCGGAGAACCCUUGUCCAGAGGGCGCUCCUCCAUUCAUGAUCGAUGAGGCGAAGAGACAAAUCUCUUACAGUACCACGAGCAUCCGGGUCCAGAAAGGGGAAAAGAUCCAAAUGGAUUGUGAGGGAAACAUGGCGAGAGAUAUCAAAAUAUAUUUUCGCAAAGCAAAAGGAAUUUGGUAUCAUAAUGAAGAAAUAUUCUACCCCGAGAAAGAAAGAGUUGGAUUACUAGAUAAUUACAAGUUGUACUUUGCCAAAGCUUUGUCAAAAGACAAUGGAGUGUGGUACUGCGAAACCAAGUUGGACCCCAAAGCAUCCAUAUACACUGCUGUUUAUACAAUUGCGGUUGAAAGCGACGUACCAGAUAUAGAAGUGAAGGUUGGCAAGUCCUUUUCCAUGCCAUGUAAUAAUGUUCCAUUGAGUAAAUUCUUCAGUCUCAAACUGGUGACUGAGUGGUACCACAAUGCGAGUCUCUACGAAAAGUUUGAGAAUUCGAAGCCAAAAGACGUUCAAGAGUUGGCGAUAAAAUCAAGUACUUUUGAAGACAGCGGUAUUUGGAUGUGCAAAGUCAAAGAGCAAGAUGAGAAGUCUGGACGUAUCAUUAGAGAAUGGGCAACUAACGUUGUCAGAGUGAAUGUACUGGAGUCAGGUGGUAAUACCCUUGAAGAAUAUAGUUUAGCCAUCUCUGUUAUUGCUUUGGUUUUGGUGUUUGUAUUAGGUAUUGUAAUUUAUUACUGCAUCAGGUCCAGAAGAAAACGUGCAAAGAAAAAGGUAAAAAUGUUAGAUGUAGAGAGAGGCUCUGCUGAUAAAAAAUCACAUGACCGAAGGAAAGGAAAACCUGGAGAGGGGCACCUGAAAGGAGCACCUAAGAAAAUAGCGAGAAAGGAACUGGAAAAACAAGCAAAAAAGGUACCGAAGAGAGACAUAGAAGCCAGAAAGAGGACUGCGAAACAGAAAGCUAAGAAAGAAAAGAAACCCCAGACCCCUAAAAGACGAUGAAAACCAACUCACAUA